Molecule: messenger RNA, 633 nt
Organism: Onychomys torridus (southern grasshopper mouse)
Lineage: Eukaryota; Metazoa; Chordata; Mammalia; Rodentia; Cricetidae
Gene: Fbxo48
Product: F-box protein 48
Biological process (GO): SCF-dependent proteasomal ubiquitin-dependent protein catabolic process
Cellular component (GO): SCF ubiquitin ligase complex
Molecular function (GO): protein binding
Source: RefSeq, a predicted model, not a curated record
AUGGCGAGCAUUGCCCGAUCUUCCCGACGACCCAGAUUUACUUCCCGGCACCCACAGAGGGGGCUCGCCACUGUCUGUUCCUCCAGUUCAGGGAUCCGACGCCAUGUCUGGCUUCACCCGGCACGGCACGCACGUUGCACUCAGACUGACGUGCAGGAAACAUCCACGAGGAACAAUAAUUUGAAAGUUCCUAGUACAGUGGAUUCUGCAGAUGCUGAGCGUGGAAGAACAGCGAGUCAAGGUGAUUUUUUUGAGCGGCUGCCUACAGAGGUCACUGGUAAAAUCUUCAGCCAGCUAGACAUACAGAGUCUAUGCAGAGCAUCUGAGACAUGCAGGCGUUGGAAUCUCAUAAUAAGGAACAGUGAUGAGAUAUGGAAAUCUCACUGCUUGACUGCAAGAGCUGUGUGCCAAAGAGAAAUAGAUGAUGACAGAGAAAAUCGUUAUACCUGGAGGGAAAUAUUCCUUAGAAAUUACCAGAAGAGUAAAGUGAAACGUGAGUGGCUAAGUGGCAGAUACAGCAAUAUCCGUUCUCCCGAGAACCUGCCAGAAAAACUUAUGUGCCCAAUGGACGCAGAUACAUGGGGGGAAAUUCUAGAAGCAGAACUGAAAAGAGAAGCUGAAAAAUCUCAGUAG